Molecule: messenger RNA, 2328 nt
Organism: Bombina bombina (fire-bellied toad)
Lineage: Eukaryota; Metazoa; Chordata; Amphibia; Anura; Bombinatoridae
Product: zinc finger protein 135
Exons: 4
Coding region: 127-1575 (482 amino acids)
Biological process (GO): regulation of transcription by RNA polymerase II
Molecular function (GO): RNA polymerase II cis-regulatory region sequence-specific DNA binding; DNA-binding transcription factor activity, RNA polymerase II-specific
Source: RefSeq, a predicted model, not a curated record
GCCGCCAUUUUGUGUGUGUACUGCGGCCGAGGAAUUGGAUGAGCCCGGGUCCCGGGGCUUGUCAUUAGGAAUUAGACGUGACAGUACCUUCUGCCUGCUGUAUUUGUUCCUAUCGGCGGCGCCAUCAUGUCCGAGACUACCAGCUUCGAGGAGCCUGUAACAUUUGAUGACGUUGCUGUGUAUUUCUCGGAGGAUGAGUGGAAUUUGCUAAAUGAUCAGCAGCGUGCUCUCUACAUGGAAGUGAUGAAAGACAACUACGAGCACUUCAUCUUUUUAGGUUAUGACGUUCCAGUGAUUUUAUCCUUGCUGCAAGAUGGAGGCAUGGCGUGUCCUGAGUCACAGCUGCGCAUCUCUUCGAUCACAGGAAGUUAUAAGGAGGGUGAAAAUGAUUUUAUCAUUGAUGAAAAAGAAGCUAUUGAUGCACAAAAUGACCAAAACAUGUCUAAAGGAAAAAAGAGAAAGAGAUCUGCAAAGAGUGUUACAUGGGAGGAUUCUGAUUGGCAGAAUGGCAUUGAAAGGAGUGACGAAGACUCAGCUGCCUCUUACAAUCAUGGUAGGAACCUGAGACAACGUCGGCAGUACUAUUGCUCUGAAUGUGAACGAUGCUUUAAACACAGUUCUGCGUUGGAGGCCCACCGCAGGGUGCACAAUGGUGAUAAACCUCAUCAAUGUGACAUCUGCAAGGUAAACUUUGGCUACAAGUCUGAACUCAUUGUACAUCGCAGACAACAUGUGCAGGCUUCAACAAGCAGAUCCCAGGAUGAAGAAAAUCAAUCUCCUAUAGUCGGUAAUCAGAUUCCAAAUCGUGCACCAGUUACAGCUCCAAUCAGGAGUGGUCCCUCUCCAAUUGUAAAUAGUCAAACUCCAAAUGCAAGUGGUCAGACAUCAAAUUGUGCUGUCAGAACAUUAUCUUCAAGUCCCAAGCCAGGGGCCACUUUUGUACCCGUAGGGGACAAGCCUCUUAAAUGCAACUUCUGUGAGAAGAGGUUUAAUGACCAAUCAAUCCUUGAAGCUCACCACCGAAUUCAUACUGGGAAACUUGCCUACCCUUGUACCAUGUGUGAGGAGAGCUUCUCAAAACCAUCACUGCUUGCUGCUCAUAAUAAUACACACAAAGAAGGCAAGCCAUAUCAGUGUGACCAGUGUGAUAAGAACUUCAAUGACCAGGCUCUUCUUGUUGCCCACAAGAGGACCCACACUGGGGAGAAACCGCACAAGUGCAGUCACUGUAAUAAAUGGUUCCCAAACCGGACCAGUUUGGUUGCCCACGAGGAGUGCCAUUUGAAACCCAAGCCAUACAAAUGCAAGCACUGUGAGAAAAGCUUCAAUGACAAAAACCUGCUCAUUACUCAUGAAGGUGUUCACACCGAUACCAAGCCCUUCAAAUGCACACAGUGCAAUGAAAGCUUCUUUUUGAAGACACAGUUGGUGUCUCACCAGGCCACACACGCCCCUGACAAGCCUUACCCUUGCAGCUUAUGUGAAAGGAGCUUUAACAAGAAGGAGACCCUACUGGCUCAUAUCAGAGUUCACAAUGUUCAGAGCGUACAGGUGCACAAGCCUCGAAAGCCGUGAGAUAACUAACAGGCAUUGUCUUGAAAUCUUAUUGAACUUUUAAGAUCUGAAUAAGUUUCUCAAGUUAUAUGAGAGAAACGUCCCUGCCUCUGGAUUUAAUACCUAUUCCCAUAUGUACUAAUACAUCUUUAAAAAACCUUUUAGUUCACUUUGGUGCAGGGUAUUUGUAUAUAUUUCUUCAGCUGACUUUCAGUUCUCUUGUGAUCACCUCUAUCCAUAUUGAAUAUGAGAGUUAAUAAUACAGCUACAUCACCUGUUUGUAUUAAGAAAUUUUGGUGAACAUUUGAGGAACACCUAUAUUCAAUGUAACGUUUGAUUUGUAGGCUUAAAAAAGUUGAGAAUGAACUCUUCUAAUACUGUUUCCUUGAGAAUUCAUUGGAUUUCACUGACUAGUAUUAGAGAACACACUUCUUUGCUGUUGAAAUCUAGCGAAAGCUUCAGUUAGCAUACAUAUAUAUUUUGUAGAGAGAUAUGAACUAAGUUUAGACAUCAUUUUAGAGCAGUAAGGAUCUAUUUGCUCCUUCACCCUUAUUGUAACAAGCAUGCCGCUCCCAUCUCCUUAUCAUAAAGCUGUAGCCAUCGUGCUGUCUGGAUGACAAUUGUGGAUAUUCAUCAGAGAGGGUCUUGUGGAGUCGUUCUGAAUAGAAAUAAAAUUGCCCUCCAAAUGGUGAAAUAUUAAAUGUACUUUUUUGUUUGUUUUUAAUUUUCUUUCCAAAGAAAUCUUAAAUAAAUGAUUCUCUUGUACAUAUUUAA